AUGUUGUCUCGGGGGAGUUUUCUAAAAAAUGUAGCAAUUGGGGAUCAUAAUCAGUGUACUAAGCGAUUUUUCAAUUCGAAUUCAGUUUCAAUUGGGUGUAGAAAACCGGUAAUUUCUUCUUCUUCUUCGUCGGUGGGGGUCCGGUCCGGUCCGGUUCUUGCUGUAGCUACUAAUGAGAGAGAGAGUAAGAGUAAGCAGCAAGUUUCGUAUGAGCCGAGUCUUGCUGAUCGAUUGAGGUUGGGGACUAUGUCGGAAGAUGGAAUGUCGUAUAAGGAAAAGUUUAUUGUUAGGUGUUACGAGGUUGGAGUUAACAAAACUGUUACUGUUGAAACUAUCGCCAAUCUCUUGCAGGAGGUUGGAUGCAACCAUGCUCAAAGUGUUGGAUUUUCAACUGAUGGAUUUGCGACUACCCAUAGCAUGAGAAAGUUACAUCUUAUAUGGGUUACUGCUCGCAUGUACAUUGAGAUCUAUAAGUACCCUGCUUGGAGUGAUGUUGUUGAAAUAGAAACUUGGUGCCAAAGUGAAGGCAGGAUUGGGACUAGACGUGAUUGGAUUCUCAAAGACUGCGCUACUGGUGAAGUCAUUGGAAGAGCCACCAGCAAGUGGCUCAUGAUGAACCAGGACACAAGACGCCUUCAAAAGGUCACCGAUGAAGUUCGUGAUGAGUUAGAGCUCUAUUUUCCAAAAGAGCUGAGGUUAGCUUUUCCUGAGGAGAAUAAUGGCAGCCUUAAGAAAAUACCAAAACUUGAAGAUCCCGCUGAGUAUUCAAAGCUAGGACUUGUGCCACGAAGAGCUGAUCUGGACAUGAAUCAGCAUGUAAACAAUGUCACUUACAUUGGAUGGGUCCUUGAGAGUAUGCCUCAAGAAAUCAUUGAUACCCAUGAACUGGGAACAAUUACAAUAGAUUAUAGACGUGAAUGCCAGCAAGAUGAUGUUGUCGAUUCCCUUACAAGCGUUGAACCUAUUGAGGAUACUGAUGCUUUAGGGGCUAAUGGAUCUGCUACUGCUGCAAAGGAUGUAAACAAGAGCUUCUUGCAUUUGUUGAGAUUAUCAAGCGAUGGACUUGAAAUAAAUAGGUGUCGAACUGAAUGGAGAAAGAAGCCUUCAAGGAUAUAAGAUUCGAAAUAAAUAGGUGUUGAACUGAAUGGAGAAAGAAGCCUUCAAGGAUAUAUAAGAUUCAAUGUGUUCUAUUGUUCAUUGUUGCCUAAGUACU
Messenger RNA from Capsicum annuum, 1213 nucleotides. RefSeq names its product oleoyl-acyl carrier protein thioesterase, chloroplastic-like. Gene Ontology annotation, biological process: fatty acid biosynthetic process. Gene Ontology annotation, molecular function: acyl carrier activity; fatty acyl-[ACP] hydrolase activity. NCBI's taxonomy places the organism in Eukaryota, Viridiplantae, Streptophyta, Magnoliopsida, Solanales, Solanaceae. The record is from RefSeq and is marked provisional.